AUGUCUCUUCAAGAGAAAAUGAAUUUGCAGGCGGAAGCAGCAGCAGACGCGCGGGAACUUUUGGAGAUUUAUUUAAAAUCCAACAAAAUGAAAAAUAAAUACCUUUUCAAUCACAACAACACCACUAAACCCGCAGGCUGCAGCAGCAGCGCUGCGGGGGCCCCCCAGGUGCCCCGGGAGGGCCUCGAGGAGCCUCACGGGGGCCCCGGGGGGCCCCCCGAGGGCCUUGAAGGGUCUCAGGGGCCCUCCGGGGGUCCCCCGGAGGGCCUCGCAGGGCCUCAGCGGGGCCCCUGGGGUCCCCAGGAGGGUCUUAGAGAGCCUCAGGGGGCCCCACAGGGGCCCCAAGACAGCUUCAAGGAGGGUUUGGGGGGCCCCCCGGGGCCCCCUUUAGAGAGUGUAGAACAGCACCAUCAAACAAAGACCAAAAAGGGCACAGGAGAAGAAUGUGGGGCCUCAGGGGCCCCCAACUUUGAGGGGCCCCUUGAGACCCCCAGGCCAGAACAGGCCAGGGGGACCCCUGGGGCCCCUAACUAUGGAGGGGCCCCUGGGGCCCCUAACUAUGCCCCUGGGGCCCCUGACUAUGGAGGGGGCCCUGAGGGGCCCCCCCCUUGUGGGGGUUCUGGGGGGCCCCCUGAAUGGGCCAAAAGGGUAAAUGGAGCUCCAGAGGAAGAAGUUGUGGAGGAGACAAAAAGAUUACUUGAGGCCCUAAAGGCCUUAAUGCCGCAGGAGAAAACCGAUUGGAUUGUGGCAAUUUAA
Molecule: messenger RNA, 756 nt
Organism: Eimeria tenella
Lineage: Eukaryota; Apicomplexa; Conoidasida; Eucoccidiorida; Eimeriidae
Exons: 1
Coding region: 1-756 (251 amino acids)
Source: RefSeq, a predicted model, not a curated record